AUGAAAGUCAGGGUUGGUCGUUUUGGGUUAUUGAUUUUGUGGGCGGGACAAAAGAAAAACCUCGUAGGCUGUGUGUCAUCAGUUGAGGUCCGAACGGCAGAUCGAAACAGACAUUUAAAGGCAACUCGACAGAAGAAGAGAAGAUAUCUACACGACGAACUGAAAAUGGCAGGUACCAACAUUUCAUCCGUAUGGAAAAUGUUAUUUCUACUUCUUCCUGCCUCCAUUUGUGUGUACGGGGAAUAUAUUCAGUCACUUUACAAGUUGCUGGAGAAUGGCAACAAUGUCUACUUGCAGGAUGGCACUCAAGCCGAGUUUAAAAGUUUCAAAAGCCAUACGAGAAUACAGUGUGCAUCGAGUUGUAUGCGUCAAGAAUUCUGCCAUAUUUGGAGGAUUGAUAAUGGUUAUUGCCAUAUGUUCCAUUCAUUCUUAGACAAAGUGAAAGUCAACACCACGACGGAUCCGAAUCAGUUAACUUAUUACGAAUUAAAAGAAGUCAACAACUGGAUCAAAGUUUACUUUUUGAAGGGGGAAAGCGGGUUCAAAGGAGCACCAUCUUUUCUUGGACAAGGAACAUACACCUCUUGGGGACCCGCUUCGUGUACUCAAAACUUCUGCAAGGAUUUCUUUAGGAGUCUUUUGAUUGAUAUUUGGUUCUAUCUACCGAUCAAGGAAGUUAAGCUUUCAUUGUUCAUUAAUACCACGGAGGUAGUUUACUUGUUAUUUGACGGUCGAGGAACAAACUCUCAAAAUUGGUAUACGAUGUCUCGCGUGCGGAAGUCACCUUGGAAAGACGUUUACAAAGGAGCACUGAACAAUUGCUUUUGCAUUGACCUUGAGUCCUUGAGAAGUUUUUAUGCUUCCAAAUCCCACGAUGGCUGUCCAAAUGAUUUAGGUUGGAUUGCUGUCACGGAACCAAAAAAGGCUUGUCGGUGGGACCAACAUCCAGCAUAUCCGUUUAUACUUUAUUCGAAGAAAGAUUACGCCACUCAAUGGGAAGUAGAAUAUGGUAUCGCUGAUGCCUUGGCUGUUUAUAUAUCGAUUUAA
This is a messenger RNA of Acanthosepion pharaonis, 1047 nucleotides long. The record is from the annotation of a GenBank genome assembly. NCBI's taxonomy places the organism in Eukaryota, Metazoa, Mollusca, Cephalopoda, Sepiida, Sepiidae.